Molecule: messenger RNA, 1449 nt
Organism: Amaranthus tricolor (Joseph's coat)
Lineage: Eukaryota; Viridiplantae; Streptophyta; Magnoliopsida; Caryophyllales; Amaranthaceae
Product: probable long-chain-alcohol O-fatty-acyltransferase 1
Exons: 1
Coding region: 100-1092 (330 amino acids)
Biological process (GO): lipid metabolic process
Source: RefSeq, a predicted model, not a curated record
AAUGCAACCUCGCCCAUUCAUUCUAGCAUUUAAACCAUACAAGUAUAAAAACAUAGUUUUGCAUAGCUACAAAAUUGGCUAAUCCACUACCCCAAAAAAAUGGGAGAAGAAACACAAAAUUUUCUCAAGGCAUGGCUAGUAAUUUUUGCAUCACUCUCUUAUGCUUACUUCAUAACUUCAAAACUUCCUAAAGGAAAAUUUAGGGUUUUCACUCUCCUACCCAUUUUCUCUCUCUUUACCAUCCUCCCACUUUCUCUCUCUAGACCAAUUCCUAUUACUAUUUCAAGUUGGUUUAUUACAUGGUUAGCUAACUUUAAACUACUUCUUUAUUGCUUUGAUCUUGGUCCAUUAUCAACCCAAAAUACAUUUAGUAUGUUCAUUUUACUUGCUUCUUUUCCCAUUAAACUAAAGGGAAAAGACCCACCAAAUUAUACCCGACCCGAAAAAGUUAUCCCUCCAAAUAAUUGGGUUAAAUCUUUAUUUUUUGCUCUUUUUAUAUAUAUUUAUGACCGUACUAAAAAUUGGGUUAUGUAUGGUUUUGCAUUAUAUCUUUUUAUUGAUAUUUGUUUUGCAAUUUGCACAUUUUUUCUGGCCCCACUUGGGUUGGAGCUAGAAGAACCGUCCGACGAACCUUUUGCAUCAUCAUCGCUACAAGAUUUUUGGGGUAGAAGAUGGAACCGCAUGGUAUCCGAUGCACUGCGUGACACCAUAUACUUUCCAGUGAAGUCAUUUUGUGUUAGCUAUAUGGGCCUGAAUUGGGCCCAAGCUGUGGGUACAAUGGCUAGUUUUACUGUAUCUGGGCUUAUACAUGAGCUUAUGUACUAUGACGUGAUACGUGCGAAACCCACGUGGGAAGUCACGUGCUUCUUUGUGUUACAAGGGUUGUGUGUGGUUUUGGAGGUGGCUGUAAAGAGAAAAUUGGGCUGGAAGAGGAAGUUUCAUUGGGCCAUUACAGGCCCAUUAACAGUUACAUUUGUGAUGACUAUGGGUUAUUGGUUGUUCUACUUGCCACUUUAUAGGAACCAUGUUGAUGCCAAGUCAAUUGAGGAUGUUAAAGCAUUUGUCAAGAAUUUGAAAAAGGUUUUUACUUGAAGAUCUUGAAAUCAAACAUCAGGGGCGGAGCUAUCAGUGGGCGAAGGUUAUUUCCGUCCAUCAAUCAAAAUAUAAUAUGUAAGAAAUAUUUGGCUUACGAAUAUUUAACUAUACAUCAUUUAAGUCACAAUAUAACUUGUUGAUUUCGCUUUCAACAUAUAAUGUUUCUUAAUUAUUAUGAAUGUCUAGUAAUUUUGAUUUCCUUUAACUCAAAAAUUAUUUUGUAAUGUUGAUAUGAUAAAUUUCGUCCCCUUCACCUGAAGUCCAUACUUGGCAUCUAAAUAGAAGUAUUAUUUGAAGCAUAUUACUUUAUUAAAGUUUUUUAAUUGUAAACUAUCAAUUAAAUCUAUAUGUUUU